UUUUUGGAAGUUGAGCACGACUGAAACCGACUGUUUUUUGCACAGUUUCCGGUUUUUAUUGAGCAGCAGUGAAGCUGCAUGUGUCCUGCAGUAUAUGAGAGUCAAACUGAGCAGGAAAUUAAAUGUAUUUGUCCAGUUUAGUCUGUUAUAAAUACAAUAAAGUCAACUUACAGUACAGUACAGUACAAUUCCACACACAGACCUACAUAAUGCAUGCACCCAACACACUGUAAACUACUAUAAAGGGGGGAAAUAAGCCUGAAACGUUAUAUUAGCAGUAGAAAUGUCACUAUUAUUUUAUUUUUUACUAUAAAUGAGCUGUAAACUAUAAUGGGCGUGGCACAGCACAGGUAGGAGGAGGACAGCUCAAACAGGAAGCUGAGACAGGUAGGCUGUUCUUUCCUCUCGGCAUAAACAAAAACUGAGAUUGCGUACGGAGUCAAAAAGGCAGAGGAAAAUGCCACAGAGGGGGAGACACCACCACCAGGGGAGUGAUGUGUACGAUCGGGACAGGGACCGGGACAGGGACCGGGACCGGGACCGGGACAGGGACCGGGACAAGGAUCGGGACAGGGACAGGGACAGGGACUACUCACACAAUGGAGACCAGCAGUCAUACGAUGGCAGAGGUCGCCACCAAAAGCCGAGAGAUGUGGACGAGAGAGGCCCUGCUGGUGACAGGAGGGCCAAACAAAACAGACAGAGGGACGUGACAACUGCCACUCAUGAGGAACCUGCGUACAGAGACCACGAAGGACCCUCAAGACUGUCCAGAGACGCGUCAGUGUAUGAGCCUGCAGGGGAGUAUUACGAGCAAGAACACAGACAAGCUCUGUACAAUCUCAGAUACGUCUUAACCAGCAGAGGUCUCUGCCAACUUAUGGAGGUGUUUGUGAAUCUGCUUCUCGUCAUCUGUGCCGGAGUGCCGCACAGCAACAACGGGGGCUACCGUGACCUGGCCAGCCUCGGUGGAAUCUACUACUAUCACUUUGGUGGAGCCAACGCCUUCGAGGGAGCCGACGCAGACAGGGUGAAGGAGCUGGAUCGGCUGUUCCAUGAGCUCAAGCGCCCCCCGUACGUCUUCACCAUGGCCUGCGGUGGGGUCUUAAUGAUCUACGCCUGUGUCAUGCUUGCCCUGGGGAUUUUCAGGGUGCCUUACCGCUGGCCCCCCGUGCUGCUGGGGGAGGCUCUGGUGAAUUUCCUGAUCGGCCUGGGCUACAUCCCCGCACUGGCCUUCUUCUUUAUUAAGCUGAAGGAGACCUACAACAACCCCAUUUGUACGGAGAGAGAGCAGAUGUACAAGAGCAAAGGGCACAAGGGCUUUGAGUGCCAGUUCCACGGUGCAGAUAUAGCGGCAGGUCUCUUUGCGGUGCUGGGGGUGUUUGUUUUCAUCUUUGGCGCGGUGUUAGCUGUCAGAGCUUUCAAGUCAGUACGGGAGCUGAAGACAAACCGGACAAAUGAAGACAAUAAUUUGUAAGACUUUUCUCCUUGGCAUGUCUGAACAAAAGUGGGAUUGAUUAGAAAUCCCUGCGACGUUUUUCUUUUUUGUUACAUCAGGUGUUAUUGUGUAUUCACUCAGAAUCAGCUUUUUAUCCACUUUUUAUACAUUGAAGGAUUUAUUUUAUUUUAUUUUUUAGAAUACUUUUUUACUCUUACUACUUCUCCAGUUUACAUACCUGUGUACUGUGUCUGUUACAUCUACUAUAAAGCUAUAAUAAACAACUCAAAUGGUGUAAUAUUAUUA
Molecule: messenger RNA, 1744 nt
Organism: Sebastes umbrosus (honeycomb rockfish)
Lineage: Eukaryota; Metazoa; Chordata; Actinopteri; Perciformes; Sebastidae
Gene: marveld3
Product: MARVEL domain containing 3
Exons: 4
Coding region: 458-1477 (339 amino acids)
Cellular component (GO): membrane
Source: RefSeq, a predicted model, not a curated record